This is a messenger RNA of Ostreococcus lucimarinus CCE9901, 1419 nucleotides long. RefSeq names its product VIC family transporter: potassium ion channel subfamily H. Bases 1 to 1419 code for a protein of 472 amino acids. Gene Ontology annotation, molecular function: voltage-gated potassium channel activity. The transcript has a single exon. Lineage: Eukaryota; Viridiplantae; Chlorophyta; Mamiellophyceae; Mamiellales; Bathycoccaceae. The record is from RefSeq and is a predicted model, not a curated record. Gene Ontology annotation, cellular component: membrane. Gene Ontology annotation, biological process: regulation of membrane potential; potassium ion transmembrane transport.
AUGUCUGUCAUUGAACCGUUUGUCAUAGCGUUUGAUUACCCGAUGAAGCUCAAAGGGAGAGGGUUGAGUGCUGCGCCGAUUAUCGAUUUCGUCGCAGGAGCGCUCUUCUUCAUCGAUACGUUUGUGGUCAACUUCUUAGAAGCCAAAGUUUUGACGUGUCGCUCCACGGGGCGACGGAAGCUCAUCACGACUCCCAGACUCAUCCGUAAGAUAUACAUCCUUGAAGGUUCAUUUGUCACGGACGUGAUAGUGAGCGUCCCGUUUGUCGUGCAAAUAAUCGCCUCGAUUAAAGGCGAAUCCACACCGGUGGAACGCCUAACGAGAAUUCUACGUCUUUUGCGAGUUCUUCGAGUGACUGGUUCAUCGUUGACGACGCCGGAGAUUUUGUUCAUGAAGCUGUUUCGUAUGACUCCGAUGGUGAUAUUCAUCGCGCAGACGCUGCUCGUGUUUGCGCUUUUGGUCCAUUCUGUGGCGUGCGUCUACAUCUUCGUUGCGAUUCAGGAAGGCCGUAAUCAAAGCUGGCUCACGCAGGCGGACUUGGCAGAUGGGUCAAACUCCGAAAUCUACAUCGUUGCACUAUAUUUUGCCACUGCCACGAUCACGACCGUCGGUUUUGGCGACAUCUCUGCGGGAUCGAAUGACCUCGAGCGUUGCAUAUCGACCGUAGCGAUGAUCGUGGGCGCGAUCUUCUUCGCCUAUCUCGUUGGGAGCAUGGGAGCAUCGAUUCAGGCACUUUCAACAACGAUGUCGCGACAGCGCAAAUUUCGAGAACGCGUGACGCGUGUGCACGCAUUUCUCGAUCGGCAACACGCACCGACGCACAUCAGGAGGCACAUCAUGUCGUUCAUUUCAGAAGUCGAGCCACGGCGCACGUUCCUACGAGAAAACGAAGAAAUCAUGAAGUCAUUGCCGACUGAUUUAAUGGCGUCCAUGGCGCACCACAUGCUCGCGCCGAACGUUGGUCGAAUAUUCGGGAACGUCUCGAACGGCCUUUGUCAGCACAUCGUGAGUGUAUUCGAGCUAGUCGUCAUCGAGCCUGGAAUGGUCAUAGAUUCUGGUUACUUUUACGUCGUCACCGAAGGAGUCGUGGCAAUUUCAAGUCCCAACGAGCGCAAAAUGAUCGCUGUUCUCACUGGGCAAGCCGAUGCGUACUUGUGCUACUUUGGAUUGGACGAACUCAUUCCACCCGAACGAAGAAAAUCAGUCCGCGCUUCGGCGCUCACCGUGUGCGAACUCUGGCGCGCGCGCGCAUCGGCCAUCGAAGAAAUCUUCAAGUCUCACCCGUUCUUGGCGCAGAUAAUGUUAGAGAAAAUUCGAUCCCUCGAAGACGACGAGUUUAGCGAAUUGCUCGCCUAUCGAGUUUUCAUUCUGGAGUCUUUUUUAGCGCGCUUUGUCGCCAUGCGCGAGAGUGGUGAGUGA